AUGAGCCACCCACUACCACGGUGCGUACACCCAUGGACCGCGCCUACCAUCACCAACAAGCACGACACAGUCACGAUCAAAGUUGGCGCCGGCGGCAAUAUCCAGCAGUAUGACCUACAUGUUGAAGCACUCAGAGCGCGCUCGCGACACUUCCACGAGGCCCUUCCAGCAUUCUCAAACGAGGAGCGCACAGCGAUCCACCUCGCGUGCUCUGCGCCAAAGCGAUUCGACGCCUUCGCCAACUGGCUUUACAGCGGCAGCCUAGGCUCCAGCGAUGACAUUAAUGUGAGAUACCUCUUCUUAUGCGAACUCCACGUAUCUGCCGACACCUUCGAUAUCCCGCUCCUGCGCAACAAGAUUGUGGACGUGUUCUUCAACAAGCUUUUGCGCGACGCCCAGCCACUGCCAUACGACAUCAUGAAGUACAUCGAGGAGCACCUGAGGGACUCUGCUUUGAGGACCAUGAUGCAAGACAUCAUGCUGAACUGCGGCGAGACGGAGGACAUGGCGGAGUGGAAGGUCAACCUUGCGAAGGGCUUCAGGAUGGAAGGUGGUAGAAACAAAGACGUCGCUGAGACAAUUGGAAGGAAUUCAAAUGUGAGAGAGUACUUGGUCGCAUUGAGGGGUAAGGUAUGCGAGAAAUAUCACGAACAUGUGGAGAGAGAUGAGAUGGUCGUGGAACGUGAGGAAGUGUGGUUCUUCGAUCCACCUCUAAACUAA
Messenger RNA from Alternaria arbusti, 720 nucleotides. RefSeq lists its product as uncharacterized. Bases 1 to 720 code for a protein of 239 amino acids. The transcript has a single exon. Lineage: Eukaryota; Fungi; Ascomycota; Dothideomycetes; Pleosporales; Pleosporaceae. The record is from RefSeq and is a predicted model, not a curated record.